AUGGCUCUCUGGACAACUUCGUAUCCCAUCGAUACGGGAGAUCGCGAUCCUUCAUUCAUGUGGGCAGACACAGAUCCCAGCAGCGCAGGCACCGACGCUGCUCACGGCGACAUCUUUUCGCAAUUCCUCGACUUCGAAGGCGGUGUCACCAGCGGCGAAGCUCACCUUGGCCAUACUGCUGUCGUGGAUCCUCUGUUCCUCGAUCCCCUCGCCCAGCACCCUCCUGCGCACGAUGGCAGCGCCUCAUCCGGCGUAUCUACCGCCGAUGACUUUGAUUUCCUCUCCAGCAGCUCCCACAUCGACCCGCCCAUGUCGGCAGCAAGCUACGAGAUUGACCCAAGCGCCUUGACACUCUUUGGCGAGAAGAACGUUGCCGCCGACGCACAGCAACCGCCGUUCUUCUCCGAUACCGAGAUUGAGAAGCUCGAAGCUCUUUCGGUGCACUCUCCAGUCAAGCUAGCCUCUGAGCCUCCUUCGCCUACACUAGCACCUGCUACAAUCACAGCUCCCAAGACUCGCAAGGCCACUGGCACAGCAACCCGCAAGUCGAAGAAGAUUGUCGAUGCUCUGUCAUCCACCAUCCGCAAAGCAACCAUGCGCAAGACGAGAAAGGGCGCCGCGCAAGACGUUGCCGCAGCAGCUGCUGCAGAAGGACCUGAUCGUCCUGCGUCUCCUGUGAACGACGCUCCUCUGAAGCCAGCUAAGCAACGAGGUGCUGCUGGCCGCCGUGUGCAGACUCAACACCAGGUCCCUCGCAUGCCCGACUCGCCGCCUCUGCACGUCGACACCGCCAACUUUAUCCAUGGACAGCCUGAAGAUCCCUUUGCCAGCGAUACCUCACCUACACACGGCGCCGUCCCUAUGCGGUAUUACAGCCAAGGCGGUCUUGGUACGCCCAUGGACUCACCCACACGCAAGAGCGAGACGGACCUCUCUGUCAACCACCAAGCCCAGCAGCAACAGCAGCAGCAACAACACCAGCUCUUUGCCGCCUUCCUCCAGUGGCAGCAAGAAAACGGCAUCUCGCCCAGCGUCGAGGCCAGCCAGCAAUGGGAGUACUUUGCGCAGCACGCUCAAAGCAACAACCCUGCCUGGGCCAACGCCAACCUCGCCAUGCACACCCAGCAUGGCCAGCUUCCCUAUGAAUACACCCAGCAGAUGCAAGAUGCCAGCGGCCUCAUGAUCCACAUGCCACAGCCCCGUCCACCCGUCGUCAACGAUCUCUCGCUCUCUGCUCAGACCUAUCUCCCACCACCAGCCCCUCAAGAGCGCGCAUCACGACCUCCCAAGGCCCCCUCCGCCGGCGCCCGCCACCGCACCGUCUCCUCAUCGCCCAUGCGCAAGCAGCGCGGACCAUCUGCAUCACCUACCUCUGGCUCUGGCGCCGGCUCCGGUGUAGCAGCCUCCAACCAGCGCCAAUCGCGCCACAGCUCCGGCGGCUCCGUGUCAUCUGUCAGAAGCGCCUCUGGUCGUCUCCCCGGAAGCAUGCCAGGAACACCUUGCAGCGUGCGCAAGCGUCGCUCUGUCACCGGCACCACGCUCAACACCUCUGCUAUCGAUGACUCUGGGCCUGUAGCCGCCCCCGCGGCACCUUCUGGUGGCUUCCAGAUCGGCUUUGUCAACUUCACGCCCAACGAUGGCUCGGCACUUAUGACUGGUGUUGCACCCUCAGGUAGUUCCAAGACAAAGGCUCGCCGCGAGAAGGAAGCACAAGAUAAACGACGACGACUCAGCGAGGCGGCCAUGAAGGCUGUUGCUGCAGCAGGAGGCGAUAUCGAAAAGCUGCGUGAGCAGGGCUUCGAGUUCUAG
Messenger RNA from [Torrubiella] hemipterigena, 1809 nucleotides. Lineage: Eukaryota; Fungi; Ascomycota; Sordariomycetes; Hypocreales; Clavicipitaceae. The record is from the annotation of a GenBank genome assembly.